AUGUCUCUAACACCACCACUACAAUCCGACAAAUUCGAACCAAAAAUAUUAAACUGUCUCUGGCACCAAUGCUUCAAGGUGUUUGACGAUCCCAAAAUAUUAUAUCAUCAUUUAGCGAAUGACCAUGUGGGCAGAAAGUCGACGGGAAACUUGUGUCUCGAAUGUCGUUGGGAUAAGUGUGAAGUUGUUACGGCUAAAAGAGAUCAUAUUACUAGUCAUUUGAGAGUGCAUGUCCCGUUGAAACUGCAUAUUUGUGAGACAUGUAAAAAAUCGUUUAAACGACCUCAAGAUCUAAAGAAACACAUAAAGAUCCACACCGAAGAACAUCAGCGUCAAAUUUCAAUGCAGAAAAGUGAACGCAUGAAAAGACAACUUCAAGCUUUCACGCCACCACCAUAUUAUCGAUCAGAGCGCUCUUUGUCUGUUGACUCUACUGCUUUCUCACCAUAUCCUGUCCCAUUGUCGCCGACUGUUGUGUCAAAUG
Ambispora gerdemannii is the source of this 484-nucleotide messenger RNA. Lineage: Eukaryota; Fungi; Glomeromycota; Glomeromycetes; Archaeosporales; Ambisporaceae. The record is from the annotation of a GenBank genome assembly.